This is a messenger RNA of Cynocephalus volans (Philippine flying lemur), 1284 nucleotides long. It is a transcript of the gene CCNA1, whose product is annotated as cyclin A1. The transcript has 8 exons. Gene Ontology annotation, molecular function: cyclin-dependent protein serine/threonine kinase regulator activity. The coding region runs from base 19 to 1284 and encodes 421 amino acids. Lineage: Eukaryota; Metazoa; Chordata; Mammalia; Dermoptera; Cynocephalidae. The record is from RefSeq and is a predicted model, not a curated record. Gene Ontology annotation, biological process: mitotic cell cycle phase transition; regulation of cyclin-dependent protein serine/threonine kinase activity. Gene Ontology annotation, cellular component: nucleus; cyclin A2-CDK2 complex; cytoplasm.
UUUGUGGAGUCUGAAGCAAUGCAUUGCAGCAGCUCCGAGAGCGGAGUCGUCCUGGCUCCACUGGUCCGAGGUCAGGAUGCUUGUCCGGUCAUCACCAGAGCCCAGCUUGGCCAGGAUCCUCCACAAAGAACAGUGCUGGGUGUGUUAAACGAGAAUGGGCAGUACAGGAGGACCCGUGGCCAGGGGAUCACCACAAUCAAGUGUUUUUCUGGAUCAGAAAAUAUCUUCCCUCCAGCUGGAAAGACAGUUGUCUCGGACUGCAGGGUCCAUGAGCCAGCCAAGCAAGUGUUUGAUAUCUACAUGGAUGAGCCUGAGCAGGGAGACGGAGACAUCUCCUUGGGCAGAGAGGGGAUGGCAUUUGAGGAUGUAUAUGAAGUAGACACCAGCACAAUCAAGUCAGACCUUCACUUCCUGCUGGAUUUCAGCACAGUUUCCCCUAUGCUGGUAGAUUCAUCUCUCCAUUCCCAAUCUGAAGAUGCAUCAGAUUUUGGCACAGAUGUGAUAAACGUGACUGAAUAUGCUGAAGAAAUUCAUCAGUACCUUAGAGAAUCUGAAAGAAGAUACAGACCCAAAGCACACUACAUGAAGAAACAACUGGAUAUCACAGAAAGCAUGCGUACGAUUCUGGUGGACUGGCUGGUGGAGGUUGGUGAGGAGUACAAACUUCGAGCGGAGACUCUGUACCUGGCUGUCAACUUCCUGGACAGGUUUCUUUCCUGCAUGUCUGUUCUGAGAGGGAAAUUGCAGCUUGUAGGAACAGCAGCUAUUCUUCUGGCUUCGAAAUAUGAAGAAAUAUAUCCACCUGAGGUAGACGAAUUUGUCUACAUAACUGAUGAUACGUACACGAAACAACAACUGUUGAGAAUGGAACACCUGCUCCUGAAAGUCCUAGCUUUUAAUCUGACAGUACCCACCACCAACCAGUUUCUCCUUCAGUACUUAAGGCGGCAAGGAGUAUGUGUCAGAACUGAGAACCUGGCCAAGUAUGUAGCAGAACUGAGUCUACUUGAAGCUGACCCAUUCUUGAAAUAUCUUCCUUCACUGAUAGCUGCAGCAGCUUAUUGCCUGGCAAACUAUACUGUGAAUAGGCACUUCUGGCCAGAAACCCUUGCUGCAUUUACAGGCUAUUCAUUAAGUGAAAUUGUGCCUUGUCUGAGUGAGCUUCAUAAAGCAUGCCUCAAUAUACCCCAUCGACCUCAGCAAGCAAUUAGGGAGAAGUAUAAGGCUUCCAAGUACCUGCAUGUGUCCCUCAUGGAACCACCUGCAGUUCUUCCGCUACAAUAA